Molecule: messenger RNA, 2369 nt
Organism: Acanthoscelides obtectus
Lineage: Eukaryota; Metazoa; Arthropoda; Insecta; Coleoptera; Chrysomelidae
Source: the annotation of a GenBank genome assembly
GUGGAAGAUCGCUAGUGAGGUGGUCGGACCAGAUUCAAGGGGAAUUGAACAAAACCUCUCAUGGUGACCUGAGAAGUCCUGAAGAUAGAAAGAGUACGGGGAAAGAUCGAGAGACAAUGGGAUCUGACAAACGUAGCUGACAAACGAAGUCAAGAAUAGGUUUGAAUAUUAUCUGAUGCCUGUCAACAUUUCCCGUUGAUUUUCUCAAAUUUAGUAACCUCGCAUAUAAAUUCCUGUGACACUAAUGGAGUUAGAUGCAAACAAACUGAGCGCCAUAUCUGAGAAUCCGUCCGAGAAGCUGGUGAAAAUUGAAGAUGGCGAAAAUGUGCAAGUCAAACCUCCUCCAAAGAAUGAACCAAAAGAUUCUCAAAAACCCCACGCGAAUGGUAAAAAUAGUGAAAAGAAUUGUGUGAAUACAGUUACAGUAACAGAGGAUGUCUACGGAAAAUACUGGGAUCCUAAAGGGACGUUCCAUAAUAUCAAACGAUAUACGUGGAAGAAUAAGAAUAAAAUUCAAGUACAAGUGAUCAACUAUGGGGCCAGGAUAACAUCAAUGAAGCUUCCAGACAGAAAUGGGGAUGUUGAAGAUAUUGUCUUAGGUACUAUUAUUGGCAAGUAACAGGAUUUGAUGAUCUGGGAGGUUACAUCUACAACAGAAAAUAUUACAUAGGGGCCACUAUAGGUCGAAUGUCAGGUAUUGUGAAAAAUAGUACCUUUCAGUUGAACAAUAAGCAGUACUGGCUAACUCCAAAUUAUUUGGAACGGCACCAUAUAAAUGGAGGAGCCACAGGGUUAGAUCAGGUGGUUUGGAAUACGUAUGUAGAUGGCCCAAAAGUCAUAAUGACCCAUAUAAGUCCUCACCUCACUGAAGGUUACCCAGGAGACCUCUUCAUCAAGAUUAUCUUCCAACUCUCAGAAAGAAACGAAUUCAAAAUCAACAUGGAGGCAAUGUGCACGGAACCUACGAUAAUAAAUCUGUCAAACUUAACCUAUUUCAAUUUGGCUGGUCACCAUAGGGGUGCAGAUGAGAUCUAUAGACACGUGGUUUCGUUGAAUUGUAACUGUUAUACCCCACAAGUUAGUGGGUUUCCUACAGGAGAUAUUCAGAACGUUGUUUACAGCCCGUACGAUUUUCAGAUACCUAUUUUGCUUGGGAAGUUGAUAGGCAUCGUACCAAAAGAUGGUUAUAACCAGAAUCUUUGCGUAAAUAGAGGAGCCGAUCAAGAUGAAUGUUUUGUCGGUAGAGUUUUUCAUCCACCAAGUGGAAGGCUGUUAGAAAUCUACAGUAAUCAGUGUGGCGUUAAUUUCAGUACAGCCAAUGAGUUUGGAUAUGGUAGGCUCCUGUCUAUACAGGAUAUAAUGCCUCAGAAUUAUGGCCACGAUGAUGAAUUUAUGAAUAAAGAUCCAUUGCUGAAUCUGAUGGAAAAGAUGCACGAAAAAUUAAUCGACAAUUUGAAAGAGGACGAAAAAACGGGUUUCGAAGAAAUCCGAAGUCUCAUAAUGAAAUUCAAACCGACCGGAGCACUACCAGCAGUACCGGAUAACACAGAUGCCUCAGAAUCUGAAGCUGCUGGAUCUCCACAAGCGCAAAGUGGUGCUGAAUAUGUUCCAUCCAAACUUGAUGUUUCCGAAUUCCAGUAUACUACAAAGCAAAAGAAGUAUCUGGAGAAUAUGCUGAAUCUUAAUUGUGAAGACGAUGAUGAAGACGAAUGCAUGCGACUGAAGGAUAUAGCGGCAAACAUUCUUCGCUAUGCAUCCCACCGAAAAAGUACCACAGGCGCUACCAAUCCAAUAAGCCAACAACAACCAAGCCAAUCAGAAAUACCAUCAAAACUACGUAGCUCAGAGAAAAAACGGAUCAGAGAAAACAUCAUACCAUCAUACUACAAAAAGUCCAACCAGAUCAUAGGCAAGAGCAGGAAGGUGUACACCAUGCACGGAGGGAUCGCCCUGCAAACCCAGAAUUAUCCAGAUUGCGCGAAUUGCAAGAAUUUUCCUGAAUGCCGUUUGUAUCCAGGGCAGACGUACACGCAUUCCAUUACGUACAAGUUCUGGAUAAGGGCUGGAAGCCCGAAUAAGUGGAUCAAGAGGAAUAUGAAUGAUGCGACUAAACGUGCGUGACCAAGUUUAUAUUUUGUGUGUUUGAAUAAAUUUGUAUGAAUUGUUUGUCAAAAUUAAUGCCAUCGAGAUUUCGAUAAAUAUUGCAUUUUAAAAAACGGCCCACUUCUAUGCGCUUUUACUGCAGAACGCAAAGUAUCACUUUACUGCUCAACAAAUACGGCAUUAUUUUGAAAACGCCACAGUUCCAUGCCUUGGUUUGCACAUUUGUGUGAUGUUUUCAGUCAUAACUCAAUAAAAUUGGUACUAAG